UAAAGGCAAUACUGGGACGCGCACGCAAAAGGAAAAGAAAGUGCAUUUUGGGGGGUGCAUUUCGUCCACGUAGGCCUACUUGUGGUUUUACAGUCUUUCAGCCAAACCAUGCUGCGACUGACUGCGGGACGAUUGCUGCUGUCUGGACGGACAGUAGCUGCUCUCAGUGCCAACAGUGCCAGGAUGGCCAGCCAUGGGGAUGGUGUGUCAUCGCUCCAUACUUUUUCCAUCACAGCAGUGUCUGAGCAGAACAUGAUGUCUCUGCCCAUGUACUGUGACCGUCUGGAUAUCCCUCUGCCUGACAAACCGUACCAGGAUGUCCUCAGCGCUGCCGACAAGAGUUUGAAACAGAAGGAGAAAGGACCCUGGAACAACCUUUCAAAGGAGGAGAAAAUUGCCCUGUACAGGAUUAUGUUUAAAGAGACAUAUGCAGAGAUGAAGAGGCCAUCAAGCGAGUGGAAGACAGUAUUCGGUGGAAUCUUCUUCUUUGUCGGUCUGACUGGCCUGGUGGUAUUCUGGCAACGCAUAUAUGUGUACCCUCCUAGUCCUCGUACCUUUGAAGAAGAGUGGCAAGCUAAACAGGUGAAGAGGAUGUUGGACAUGCAGGUGAACCCAGUGGAGGGCUUUUCUGCUAAAUGGGACUACGAGAAGGGCCAGUGGAAAUAGAGGCAGGGUGUGCCGCCAACAGCCUAACCUGCACUUCUGUUGCCAUGGUGUCUGUGCUCUGUAACCAUGCGAAUAUUCCGUCCAGUGAGAAACUAUUAAACCUCUGCCAUAAAAUGUA
Molecule: messenger RNA, 784 nt
Organism: Electrophorus electricus (electric eel)
Lineage: Eukaryota; Metazoa; Chordata; Actinopteri; Gymnotiformes; Gymnotidae
Source: RefSeq, a predicted model, not a curated record